Alexandromys fortis (reed vole) is the source of this 2592-nucleotide messenger RNA. RefSeq names its product lymphocyte cytosolic protein 2 (gene Lcp2). Gene Ontology annotation, molecular function: protein binding. The record is from RefSeq and is a predicted model, not a curated record. Bases 402 to 2015 code for a protein of 537 amino acids. The transcript is spliced from 21 exons. NCBI's taxonomy places the organism in Eukaryota, Metazoa, Chordata, Mammalia, Rodentia, Cricetidae. Gene Ontology annotation, biological process: cell surface receptor protein tyrosine kinase signaling pathway; intracellular signal transduction.
GUCCGGAAUUAUAGUGGAGAAGCAGUACUUGAACUGAGUUUAAGUGCCCACCUGCCUGGGGUAUCUGGGCCAGUGGGGAAUUACCCCUAUCUCUCUCUGCAUUGUGAACCCCUAGAGCUGGCCUUCCUUGUUUACUUAUUUAGAAGUCAGCAGAGGAAGUGGUAAAGGAAACCGGCUGAGUCGUUUUCUGAGAAGAGACCAUAUUUGCUCACAGGGGAAGCCAGUGCUUCUUGGGAUCCGGCUACAGCCGUAGUGACGCCUGCUCAACAAGUGUGUUCCUGAGCGUAGUUGGGAUUCAGAAGAGCCAAGGACACUCAGAGCUUUGGAUCUGUUUUGUUUCCUCUCUGUUCAUGGCUGCUGCCUCUCUCCCUGGCUUGUGAGCUUCUCCCUGAACAGCAGCCAUGGCCUUGAAGAAUGUGCCCUUUCGCUCGGAGGUCUUAGCCUGGAACCCGGACAGUCUAGCUGAUUAUUUCAGGAAGCUGAACUACAGGGACUGUGAGAAGGCCGUGAAGAAGUACCACAUUGACGGCGCUCGGUUUUUGAACCUGACAGAAAAUGACAUCCAGAAGUUCCCUAAGCUGAUGAUGCCGAUUCUCACCAAGUUAAGUCAAGACAUCAACAAGAAUGAAGAGAGAAGGAGCAUUUUUACACGCAAACACCAGGUUCAACGAUUUCAAGAGGAGACAGAAAGCCAUGAAGAAGACAAUGGGGGCUGGUCAUCCUUUGAAGAAGAUGAUUACGAAAGUCCCAACGAUGAUGAUCCGGAAGGAGAGGACGACGGGGAUUAUGAGUCCCCCAAUGAGGAGGAAGAGGUGCCGGGGAACGAGACUGAUGAAUACGAGCCACCACCCUCCAAUGAUGAGGAGGCUCUGCAGAACUCCAUCCUGCCUGCCAAGCCUUUCCCCAACACCAACUCCAUGUACAUUGACCGGCCUCCCACCAGCAAGGUCUCUCAGCAGCCUCCGGUGCCCCCGCAGAGACCAAUGGCCGCCCUCCCUCCGCUGCCAACAGGCCGGAAUCACUCGCCACUAUCACCAUCCCAUCCCAACCACGAAGAAACUAGCAGAAGUCGAAACCACAAACCAGCGAAGUUGCCUGCUCCGUCAAUAGACAGAAGCACAAAACCUCCCCUCGACCGCUCACUGGCGCCUCUUGACCGAGAGCCCUUCACACUAGGAAAGAAACCAGCAUUUUCUGACAAGCCCUCAGCUCCCGUGGGAAGGACUCACGGGGAGCAUAUACCCAAGAUACAAAAGCCUCCUCUGCCACCAGCCAUGGACAGACACGAAAGGAAUGAAAGACCUGCACCCCUGAUAGCGAAGAAGCCACCGGUUCCCAAGCAUGGACGGGGACCAGACAGAAGGGAGAACGAUGAAGAUGAUGUGCAUCAAAGACCUUUGCCCCAGCCAUCACUACCUCCUAUGAGCUCCAACACAUUCCCUUCGAGAUCUGCCAAGCCCAACCCCAAGCACACAUUCCCGUUGUCUCACAUGCCCGGGGCCUUCUCAGAAAGUAACGUUGGCUUCCAGCAGAGUGCCUCCCUGCCACCAUACUUCUCUCAAGGUCCCAGCAAUAGACCACCUCUCAGAAAUGAAGGCAGAAACUUACCCUUGCCAGUUCCAAACAGGCCGCAACCUCCAUCUCCUGAGGAAGAGGAGACUCCAUUAGAUGAAGAGUGGUAUGUCUCUUAUAUUACCCGGGCAGAGGCAGAAUCUGCUCUCAGGAAGAUAAACCAGGAUGGUACUUUUCUGGUAAGAGAUAGUUCUAAGAAGACAGUAAACAAUCCAUAUGUCCUCAUGGUGUUGUACAAAGACAAAGUUUACAACAUUCAGAUCCGUUACCAGGAGGAAAGUCAAGUGUACUUGUUGGGGACUGGACUCCGAGGAAAAGAGGACUUUCUCUCUGUAUCAGCUAUUAUUGACUACUUCAGGAAAAUGCCACUGUUGCUCAUUGAUGGGAAAAACAGAGGCUCCAGAUACCAGUGCACACUGACGUACGCAGCAGGGUACCCAUAACAAGUCAGCCCAGCGGGUCAGCCUUUGUGGCUCCGUCCUCAAUGCGGGAAGAUCAAGCAACCUUAGGAAAUGGUUGAACACUUAGGACCAAAGCAAGUCUCUCAGUGCGGGCACAGUGUUUUGCCCUUCCUUUAAAACUUGUUUGAAGGUUGCGGAAUAUCCCAUAAUUUAUUUAUUUUCUUCCAUGUCUGCGAAGUAUAGAAGUACUCAGGUCCACAUAUGAGUGGGUUUGCAUACUUCAUCUCAAGACCUGAGAUUCUGAACAAUCCAUCCCAAAAUACUGUACUUUCCAUACUACAGAAAUAAUGUGGGGCAAGUUUAAGAAGCACUGAAAUGGAUCAUUUUAGCUAUCACACAUUUUAUAACAGAAACUUUAUCAUUCUGAGGCAAUUUGUUUUUUACACAACUUAAAACAAUUAAAAUUAAUUUUCGGAGCAGCAAUAACUUAAGAGGCUUCAAAAACAUAACCCCAUCCUUUCUUAUUUGGUUUUGCAGGGGGUGUUUUUAUGUAUUUUUCAUUUUUGAGAUAAAUGCAUGUUGGGAUAACCUCCUGGGAUUAAAGUUAUCUUUUGCUUUA